This is a messenger RNA of Durio zibethinus, 1261 nucleotides long. Lineage: Eukaryota; Viridiplantae; Streptophyta; Magnoliopsida; Malvales; Malvaceae. The record is from RefSeq and is a predicted model, not a curated record.
GAGUUUGUAGAAGAUUCCAAAUUAAAAAAAAAAAAAAAAAAAAAAAACCUCAUUUGACAUAUCAGUUAAGAUUCCUUGGAUUAACAAUUAUGCUAUAGUUGCCAACAGUCAAAGAAAUCAGGGAAGAAAACUCACCUCAGUAUCUGAAUAGCAAGAAACUGACAAGCCCUGAACCCAGAAACUAUAAGUGGUGGAUCUGUAUCAUCAUGUAUGCAUUCUUUGUAAUCUUUGGCCGGUCAGCAUCCACACUCUUGGCACGCCUAUACUACAAGAAAGGUGGGAAUAGCAUAUGGGUAGCUAUGCUUGCGCAACUUGCAGGCUUCCCAAUCCUCAUUCCUUGUUACUGCCUCUCACCACCUAAAAGUUGCACCACAAAUGGGCAAACAAAGCAGCCAUCUGCCUUGUUACUAGCUUUAGUCUAUUUCUCUUUUGGUAUAUGCCUAGCAGCGUAUAGCUUGAUGUAUUCUAUAGGACUCUUACACCUUCCAGUAUCAACUUUUUCUCUCAUUUGUGCAUCCCAGUUGGCCUUCAAUGCUCUCUUCUCGUUCUUCCUUCAUUCACAAAAGUUCACUCCUUUUAUAAUCAAUUCACUAGUUCUACCAACCAUCUCCUCCACCCUCCUGAUAUUUCAAACUGACCCAUCUAGCCACAGUGAAGCCUCUAAAGGAAAAUAUGCAAUUGGAUUCCUAUGCACAAUCGGUGCAUCUGCAGGGUAUGGCUUGAUGCUUUCUUUAGCACAACUCUCCUUCAAUAAGCUUCUAAAAGGAGAAGCACAUGCAAAGGUCUUUGAAAUGGUGAUAUAUCAGUCACUGGUUGCCACCUCUACUGCCAUAAUGGGACUUUUCACCAGCGGGGAAUGGAAAGGUUCGUCAAUAGAAAUGGAGGAGUUUGAACUGGGUAAAUUUUCCUAUGUAAUGACCCUGAUUGAGACAGCUAUAGCUUCACAGUUUUUUGUUGUUGGGGCAAUAGGAUUGAUUUUCAAAGUGUCCUCUCUCUUCUCCAAUGCCAUAAGUGUCUUGGGUUUGCCUGUUAUUCCAAUUCUAGCUGAGAUCUUUUUCCAUGACAAAAUGGAUGCAAUAAAGGCAAUUGCCAUGGUAUUGGCUAUAUGGGGCUUUGUUUCAUAUGUCUAUCAGUGCUAUCUUGAUAAUAAAAGCUCCAAGAGUGAAUAUAAAAGUAGCAGUGAAGUUUCAAAGAGUCCAUUACUUGAAGAGGUUAGUUAAUGGAUAAGUUGGGUGCACAUGGUUCUAUAUGAGAUUGUCAU